Fundulus heteroclitus (mummichog) is the source of this 2454-nucleotide messenger RNA. Its product is annotated as taste receptor type 1 member 1-like. Lineage: Eukaryota; Metazoa; Chordata; Actinopteri; Cyprinodontiformes; Fundulidae. The record is from RefSeq and is a predicted model, not a curated record. Gene Ontology annotation, biological process: G protein-coupled receptor signaling pathway. Gene Ontology annotation, cellular component: membrane. The coding region runs from base 1 to 2454 and encodes 817 amino acids. Gene Ontology annotation, molecular function: G protein-coupled receptor activity. The transcript has 6 exons.
AUGAAACACCUUGUUCUUGCUUCUGUGUUUCUGUUUGAAACUUUCCUGCAUGCUUUGACUCAAUGCACUGCUCCAACUUCAGGGUUUCACCUUGAUGGGGAUUUUUUGAUCGGUGGACUCUUUGAUGUUCACUAUCCCCGGGGCCAUGAUCGCCAUCUCCGACCAGAGGCCCUCGACUGCUCAAGCCAACACUUCAGCAUCUCAAAUUAUCGGAGGUUUCAGUUGAUGAGGUUCACUGUAGAGCAAAUCAACAACUCCACCAGCCUGCUUCCAAAUGUAGCUCUUGGCUACGAGAUGUUUGAUCACUGCUCAGACACGCUUAGUUUCCCAGGAAUUUUAAAACUAAUCUCAGUCAACGGCCAGGUCCAGCCUUGGGUUGAACUGACCACAAAAGUCAUAGCAGUGGUCGGCCCUUUCACAAGCACUCAGGCCUUGACUGUAGCCCCGUUUUUUAUGACUGAUCUCAUUCCUAUGGUUAAUUAUGGAUCAUCCACUUCUAUUUUUUCAAAGAAAGCUAAAUUCCCAUCAUUCCUUCGAACAGUUCAUCCCAACAGUGAUGUCAUAGAGGUGAUUUUGACUAUUUUAAAGCACUUUGAUUGGCGCUGGGUUGCUUUCCUUUACACUGCGGAUGAUUAUGGUUACGAUGGCCUAGAUUUGUUCAUAAAUCGGGUCAGGGGCACUGAGAUCUGCAUUGCAUACAGCAAAGACAUCAAACCCGGCAUAAAUUUUUCUCGGUUGUUCCAGCAGAUUGAGCGACAGAACAUACAUGUAAUCAUUGUUUUUGCUGCCGAAGUGGUUGCUGAAGCUCUCAUUGAGUCAGCGAUCCGCUUCAACGUCACCAACAAAGUUUGGAUAGCAAACGAUGCAUGGUCUUUGAACAAAAGACUGCCUAAGAUGAAAGAAAUCAGAAAUAUUGGAACCGUACUUGGUGUGGCUCAGCCGGUAGUAAAAGUUCCUGGUUUUGGCGAUUUCAUCCGUUCUGCCGAGAGCCACGCUAAGUGUGACUACGAAGGACAUCAGAUGCUUUGCAAUCAGGUUUGCAACUGCAGCGACUGGAGUGCAAAAGAUAUCCUCGAGGCCGACCCAUCCUUCUCUUUCUCUGUUUACUCUGCUGUUUAUGCGAUUGCUCAUGCCUUGCACAAGACCUUACAGUGUGGAGAAGGGGGAUGCAAGAAUAUUACAGUAUAUCCAAAAAUGGUUCUAGCAGAGCUCCAGAAGUCCAAUUUCACUCUGUUAAACCGGACUAUUCAGUUUGAUAAAAAUGGUGACCUCAAGUUUGGACUGUACCUUCUCGUUUUCUGGGACCGUGCUGGUGAGGCACAGAAGAUUGGAUUUUAUAAAUUUUACCCAUCAGUCCAAUUCUACAUCAACAGCACCGCAAUCCACUGGUACACAGAUGGAGAAGUCCCCACUUCAGUUUGUUCCCCAGAAUGCCCUGAAGGAUAUGCAAGAAAGCAAAAUGACCUCUACACAUGCUGCUUCACGUGUGAAAUCUGUCCAAAUGAAACUUACAUCAAUGUCACAGUGGAUCCCUACAGCUGCAUCAGCUGUAAGGAGACAGAGUGGUCUAAAGAAGGAAGUACGUCAUGCAAUCUGCGCCUGGUGGAGUACAUACCAUUCACCGACGUUGGGGCUGUACUCAUCAUGGCCGGAGCCUGCAUCUUGGUGGGCCUCAGCGGAGCUAUAUCUGUUCUCUUUGCCAUAAACUACAACACGCCUGUUGUCAGAUCUGCAGGAGGACCGAUGUGCUUCCUGAUUUUAGGCUGCCUCAUCGUGUGUAGCGUUAGCGUGUUCUUUUACUUUGGUAAGCCCACAAAUGCCUCUUGCAUCUUGAGAUACUUUCCUUUCCUCUUGUUCUUCACUGUUUGUCUGGCAUGUUUUGUUGUGCGCUCCUUCCAGAUCAUUUGCAUUUUCAAAAUAGCCGCAAAGUUCCCCAAACUCCAAACCUGGUGGACAAAAUAUCACGGCCAGUGGCUGCUCAUCACUGCAGCUUUCACAGCGCAGGCCCUGCUACUCAUUACUAGUCUUACCUACGAUCCUCCCAUACCAUACAAUGAAACAUUGUGGCACCAAGACCAAAUUGUGCUUUUCUGUUCUUUGAAUCUAGAAGUAACCUCUUGUACUUUUGUUUUACUUGUAUUUUUGAGCUGCCUUUGCUUUAUUUUCUCCUACAUGGGAAAAGAUCUUCCAAAGAAUUAUAAUGAAGCCAAAGCCAUAACCUUCUGCCUGCUGCUGUUGGUCGUCACCUGGAUCUUGUUCGUUACCAUCUACUUACUUUACCAAGGAAAGUUCAUCCAAAUUCUGAACGCUCUCGCCGUACUCUGCAGCCUCUAUUCUUUUUUGCUGUGGUAUUUUCUGCCAAAAUGUUACAUUAUAAUUUUUCAGGCUCACAAAAACACUCCGCAGUACUUCCAGGGUCUCAUUCAGAACUACACCAAAACAAUCAGCUAUUAG